Molecule: messenger RNA, 1476 nt
Organism: Cicer arietinum (chickpea)
Lineage: Eukaryota; Viridiplantae; Streptophyta; Magnoliopsida; Fabales; Fabaceae
Molecular function (GO): zinc ion binding; nucleic acid binding
Source: RefSeq, a predicted model, not a curated record
AUGUCCGUUGCUGAUUAUGUGGCAAAGUUCGAGGAACUAGCAAGGUUUUGUGCCCAAGCAGAGUACGCCCCAAAUGAUCGAUGGAAGAUAAAUCAGUUCGAGUGGGGUUUGAAUCCAGAGAUUAAAAGUAAUUUGGCCCAACUAGAGAUAACUUCUUAUGCCACUUUGUUUCAUAAAAGUUACAUUGUAGAAGAAAGUCUACGAAGUUUAAAGGAGAACAAACAACUCAAGUGGCAACAAAGGAGGGAUGCGCCAAAGAGUAAUCAACAAUUGAAGGUUAAGACGUCCCCUAAUAAAGGAAAACAGCCCCAAAACUCAGUUGUACCUCAAGCGAGGGGGCCAAGGAAAUGUCCUAAGUGUGGAAGAUCACAUCCAGGAGAAUGCUUGUACGGUAAGAACGUAUGCUUUUGGUGCAAGAUAUCGGGACACAUGAGUCAAGAUUGUCCACAAAGGAAGAUGAAAGGGCUAGCCAACUCAAAUGGCCCACCCACUGGAAGAGUCUACACUCUUAAUGCUAAGAAGGCUAAGGGAAACAACGACUUGAUUGCCGAUGAGUGUUUUUUAAAUAAUGAACCUUUAAAAACGGCUGAGAAUAGUGUCGAAAUCUCUUAUGUUUGUAAGAGUUGUCAUCUCAUUGUAUCUGAUAGAGUUUAUCCAAUUGAUUUGUUUUGUCUACCUUUGAAAGGAAUGGAUGCCAUCUUAGGAAUGGAUUGGCUUUCAGGUAAUCGUUGGGGGUCAAGGUUUCUACUAACAUCAUCUUCAGAUUCGGGACCUAAACUUGAUGUCGCUACAAUUCCAGUUGUGAAUGAAUUUUUCGACGUCUUCCCAGAAGAUGUAGUAUGCCUACCUCCAGAGAGGGAGAUAAAGUUCUCCAUAGACCUAGUCCCUGGUGCUAAUCCAAUUUCCAUGACUCCUUAUAGGAUGUCACCUCUAGAGUUAAAAGAACUAAAAUCUCAAUUAGAAGAUCUCUUAACUAAGGGUUUUGUAAGGCUGAGUGUCUCACCAUGGGGUGCUCCAGUUUUGUUAGUUAAGAAGAAAGAUGGAGGAACGAGACUUUGCAUAGAUUAUAUGCAACUCAACAAAGUAACCAUCAAGAACAAGUACCCUAUCCCUAGGAUAGAUGACUUGUUAUACCAACUUGGAGGAGCCACUGUCUUUUCAAAGAUCGACCUUAGAUCAGGAUACCAUCAAAUUCGAAUAAAGUGUGAAGAUGUUCAAAAAACAGCUUUUAGAACACGAUAUGGACACUAUGAAUUUUUAGUUAUGCCAUUUGGUGUAACCAAUGCUCCAGCCGUAUUCAUGGAUUAUAUGAACCGCAUCUUCAGACCUUAUUUGGAUAAGUUUGAAAUCCAGACAGAUGGUAGAACAACUUUCAAACACAAGAAAUCCACAAUUACCAUCCCCGACAACAUCAACAAUGGUAUCAACAUAUGGAUGCAUAAAUGUGUACUCUUUGUAAGUGGACUUGAUGACUGA